Messenger RNA from Equus caballus (horse), 2844 nucleotides. Lineage: Eukaryota; Metazoa; Chordata; Mammalia; Perissodactyla; Equidae. The record is from RefSeq and is a predicted model, not a curated record.
CAGCUCCGGCUCCAGCCGCGCGCGCUGAGACCCCGCUCCGGAGCCCGCUCGUCGCCCCCGGCCCGGCCCUCGGCCCCCAGCACGGCCCCCCACCCGGCCCCAGUGCCCGCCCGGCCGCCGGCCCCCAUGGAGCUGCUGGCCGCAGCCUUCAGCGCCGCCUGCGCCGUGGACCACGACAGCUCCACCUCGGAGAGCGACGCGCGCGACUCGGUGGUGGGACACCUGCCCGGCAGCGAGUCGUCCUCCACCCCGGGAAAUGGGGCCACGCCCGAGGAGUGCCCGGCCCUCGCUGACAGCCCCACCACGCUCACCGAGGCCCUGCAGAUGAUUCGCCCCAUUCCCGCCGACUCCUGGAGGAACCUCAUUGAGCAAAUAGGGCUCCUGUAUCAGGAAUACCGAGAUAAAUCAACGCUCCAAGAAAUUGAAACCAGGAGGCAACAGGAUGCACAAAUACAUGCCAAUGUCCACGGCUCGCCAGCCGGCCAGGAGACUCCAGAGGAGGAGGAGGAGGAGGAAGAGGAGGAGGAGGAGGAGGAGGAAGAGGAGCCGGCCAGCCCCCCGGAGAGGAGGGCUCUGCCCCAGAUCUGCCUGCUCAGUAACCCCCACUCGCGGUUCAACCUCUGGCAGGACCUCCCGGAGAUCCAGAGCAGCGGGGUGCUGGAGAUCCUCCAGCCCGAGGAGAUCAGGCUGCAGGAGGCCAUGUUCGAGUUGGUCACCUCCGAGGCAUCCUACUACAAAAGCCUGAGCCUGCUCGUGUCCCACUUCAUGGAGAACGAGCGGCUGAAGAAGAUGCUGCACCCGUCCGAGGCGCACAUCCUCUUCUCCAAUGUCCUGGACGUCAUGGCCGUCAGCGAGCGGUUCCUCCUGGAGCUGGAGCGCCGGAUGGAGGAGAACAUUGUCAUCUCGGAUGUGUGCGACAUCGUGCACCAUUACGCAGCCAACCACUUCUCCGUCUAUAUCACCUACGUCAGCAACCAGACAUACCAGGAGCGGACCUACAAGCAGCUGCUCCAGGAGAAGGCAGCCUUCCGGGAGCUGAUUGCGCAGCUGGAGCUCGACCCCAAGUGCAGGGGGCUGCCCCUCUCCUCUUUCCUCAUCCUGCCUUUCCAGAGGAUCACGCGCCUCAAGCUCUUGGUCCAGAACAUCCUGAAGAGAGUGGAAGAGAGGUCUGAGCGCGAAUGCACCGCCUUGGACGCUCACAAAGAACUGGAACUGGUGGUAAAAUCAUGCAACGAGGGCGUCAGGAAAAUGAGCCGCACGGAGCAGAUGAUCAGCAUUCAGAAGAAGAUGGAGUUUAAGAUCAAGUCGGUGCCCAUCAUCUCCCACUCCCGCUGGCUGCUGAAGCAGGGCGAGCUGCAGCAGAUGUCAGGCCCCAAGACAUCCCGGACCCUGCGGACCAAGAAGCUCUUCCAGGAUAUUUACCUCUUCCUCUUCAACGACCUGCUGGUGAUCUGCCGGCAGAUCCCGGGAGACAAGUACCAGGUGUUUGACUCGGCCCCACGGGGCCUGCUCCGCGUGGAGGAGCUGGAGGACCAGGGCCAGACGCUGGCUAACGUGUUCAUCCUGCGGCUGCUCGAGAAUGCCGAUGACCGGGAGGCCACCUACAUGCUGAAGGCAUCCUCACAGAGCGAGAUGAAGCGGUGGAUGACCUCGCUGGCCCCCAACCGGAGAACCAAGUUUGUGUCCUUCACGUCCCGGCUGCUGGACUGCCCCCAGGUCCAGUGUGUGCACCCGUACGUGGCCCAGCAGCCAGAUGAACUGACGCUGGAGCUGGCCGACAUCCUGAACAUCCUGGAGAAGACUGAGGAUGCACUAGGCCCGAGCGCCCAGCUCCACGUCCCCUUCACCUCGUGCCACCCUGGCCUGGGCCCACCAAGCACAAAGGGAGGCGUGAUGGCCGGGAACACCCUGACCCUGACCCUGGACUUGCAACAAGCUUCCAGGUGAGCCUGUGACCACCAGGCUCAGAGCCCCGUGUGGGCCAAGCAGCCACCCACCCAGCCCCUGCCACCCCUGCUGUGGGCAUCAGUGCCAAACGAGGUUCGCCCCCCAACCCCCAAAAAUUGACCCCUUAUCUCUACAUCAAUUGCUCCUAAUCAGAAUCCCCCCAAAAUGCCCCAAGCAUCUCCCUCCCCCACCCCCUCCUCUCCUUCAAGGUCCUGGCUGGAAGGCCUCAGGCUGGUACCUCCAGGGCAGGCCGUUUCCGCUGUUCCCAAAUCCCAGGGGCUUGCCCUGCACUGGAAGAGCAGGGGCCUCUCCCCUCCCCUCGGAGGAAUACACAGCCUGUCCCCCUUCCCGCGUGGCCUGCAGAGUGGGCCCUCAGACCCUGGUCUUAGCCCUGCCCUGGGACCUGUCAGUGACACGGUGAUCUCAGGGGGAGGGAAGGAGGGCCAGGGCCCUCUGCUGGUGUCGGCCAGUUGAUGAUGGCCACCUUCAGCUGACCCCCCAGCUCUCCAGGGAGGGCUGCCCAAAAAGAGGGUGGUGGUGAGCUUCCAGGCUGGGUAACCAAGUGGUCAGCUCCCACCCGCACCAGCGCCCUGGGACCCGGCCCUUGGGGUCUCCUGGCCUCAUCCAGGAUUGCUGAGGGCUUGGGAAUGGGUUCCGAAGGCAAUGCAUUUAGAGCACGCUUGUUCUGUCAUGGCCUGUGCACACACACUAUGCUCCUGAGGAGGGCGUCCGGGUGGCAUGUGGGGUACAAACCGGGUCUGAGCAUCUCCGGCAGGAGUUUUCGGAGCAGGGCCCUCUGGAGAGGUCGGCUGGCCCUCCCGCGCCUCCCUCGCUCUGCUCCCCACCCAGACGGGAGCCCCGGCCUGCAGGGAGGCCCAGCCUGCACCCCUGCGAGAG